AUGCACUGUUGGGUAAAACGCGCUUAUUACAGGGGGUUUGAACAACACCUCCAACAUAUACAGGAAUACGACAUAAUCGUAGACCUCGGGUGUGGGACCGGGUAUUUGGCGGACCUGUUGUCACAAUCAGUGAAACACAAGCGCAUCGUUGGGGUCGACGUCUCGCCAGAGAUGAUAGCAUUUGCCGAACAAAAUUACAAACCCAUGGAUUCCGUCCAGUAUUUGGUCCAAGACUUGAGCCAAUCCUGGGAUUCAUUGAGUUCUGAGUUGAAGGCAUUGGAGUCUAAGGUAUCGCUAAUUGUAUCUAACUUUGCCAUACAAUUCAUCUCCGAUAAGAGCCGACUAAUGCAUGUCGUGAGCAAACUGUUGGCCAAAAACGGGGAAUUUAUGGCCAUUUAUACCAUAAAACCUGACGUGAUUUUAAUGUUAACCGACGAACAGAUAUUACACAAUAAUAUAACAUUGGCCGACAAAUGGGACCCAAACGGACCCGAAGUCCCCACUUAUUAUCACGGCAUACAAGUUGAAUGUUAUAAACGUUAA
Molecule: messenger RNA, 543 nt
Organism: Medioppia subpectinata
Lineage: Eukaryota; Metazoa; Arthropoda; Arachnida; Sarcoptiformes; Oppiidae
Source: the annotation of a GenBank genome assembly